AGAGAGAGAGAGAGAGAGAGAUAUCUCACAUAUAUGAAUAUAUAUAUCUCAAUCUCACACACAUACAUCAGAACCCCUUAACCACACUUGGAAAGCCAAUAUGCAUACCAGAGUUGAAGAGUAGGGGGAGAAUAUGUGUGACAAAAGCAUAAAAGGCUUUAUUAACAGUUUUAUUAACUUUUUUUGAGUUGCUUGACCUGUUUUCCUCUGACCUUAUCUUUUGUCUCCCAUACUGUUGUACAUAUUUUACGUUAUUAUUCUAGAUAGCACUGCAAAACCAGAGGCAGCUCAUUUUAGAAAUAUCUGUUAGCAUACUAAACUGAACAGCACAUUUGAAUCAUAACUUGCAGCCAAUAAAAACCUUCCAGAAAUUGGCAGACUCCCGCAAUCUUUGAAGUCUUUCUCUCCAAUUGUAGAAUUCUAUGGGAUAUUAAAACCAAGCUCAGACUUUAGAAGAAAAUUCUAUGAGUGGCACAAAUGAGAAAACAUCUCAGAGCCUUUCAAAACCAUAAAUUAAGGUAUAGUGUUGUGUUUCAAUUAUGGAUGGAGAAUUUAUCUUCACUUCUUAUUCUAAACUGUUCUAAACAGUUAUCAGAAGCUCACUCCCAGGAAUACUGCCUUCCAGAAACACCUUGCACAGGAUGUUGAGAAACAGGAGGUACACAGGAUAAACAAAAGGAGAUCAGAGAAAAAGAAACCAAUAAGGGACCGGGAGAAACAUGAGUAGGAGAAUCAACAAUGGCCAUACAUUAAGAAGGUUCAUGAUGUGUUAAAGUGAUCACAUCCCUGUUUUAGAGCAAGAUUUCUACUGAACUACUUUAUUUAUUUUUUUUUAACUUUUAUUUUAAGUUCAGGGGUGCCUAUGCAAAUUUGUUUUAUAGGUAAACUUGUAACUUCGGAGUUUAUUGUACAGAUUGUUUUGUCACCUAGGUACUAAGCCUAGUACUCAUUAAUUAUUUGCACUGAUCCUCUCCCUCUUUCCACCCUCCACCUCCAAUAGGCACCCGUGUCUGUUGUUCCCCUCUAUGUGUCUCUGUUCUCAUCAUUUAGCUCCCACUUAUAAGUGAGAACAUACGGUAUUUUGUUUUCUGUUUUGCAUUAGUUUUUUAAGGAUAAUGACUGCCAACUGCAUCCAUGUUCCUGCAAAGGACAUGAUCUCAUUUUUUUUUAGUGGCUGCAUAGUAUUCCACAGUUUAUAUGUACUAUAUUUUCUUAAUCCAGUCUCCCAUUGAUGGACAUUUAGGUUGAUUUCAUGUCUUUGUUAUUGUAAAUAGUGCUGCAAUGAACAUAAGACAUAUAUGUGUCUGCAUGAUAGAACAAAUUAUAUUCCUUUGGGUAUAUAUACUCAGCAAGGGAAUUACUCGGCUGAAUGGUAGUUCUGUUUUUAGGUCUUUGUGGAAUCACCACACUGUUUUCCACAAUGGUUGAUCUAAUUGACACUCUCACCAACAGUGUAUAAGCCUUCCUUUUUCAUUGCAACCUUGCCAGCACCUGUUAUUUUUUUUUGACUUUUUAAUAAUUCUGCUAAACUAUCCUAAAGAGAGGCUCUUCUUUCUUUUAAAUGACUCCAAAGGAAGAUGGUUGGCCUCCAUUGGUAACCCAUUAAAGUAGUUAAUAAUUCUUUCUGCUAAGAUUUAGGCAAGUACUCUUAUAGCCAAGUCAAACUUGUUAUGAGUUUAGGUGAACUAGCUUGAUAACCUACACUGGGGUGUACUCAUUCUUAUAUAGGACUAUAGUGAGACAUUAGAUUUUAAGAGAUUGUAAUUUUUUUUAUCCUUAAUUUUCAUAUCUUUAAUCAUCUUGAUUGCUUUUCUCUAAACCCCUCAAAAUUCCCCAUAUACUGAAAGUAUGAACUAGGUUCUCACCUACGAUUAGUUCAGGGUGAAGCUUCUCAUUUUGGAAUUUGCAGGAAAUGUGAAAACAUUGAAGCAGCUUUUAAUUUUUUCCCCUUGUGAAAUAUAUGAUAGGUGAUGUUCACAUGUGUAACAGAAUGUGAAAAUGGAAGUUUCUGAAAAGAUCCAAGGGUACGGUUAAUGUUGCAUUCUAAAGCAGGAGACAGUUUGUAAGUAGAAUUUCCAAAGGAGUAAACUAAAAACUGAUUACAUGAUUUUUGAAUCCCUCACCUACAGAAAGAUCAUGAAAGAAUUAAGAGAGUAGAGAUGAUCUCAAGAUGGACAAGUUUGUUUUUUCUUUUAAAAAAGAGUUGUGCUAAGUCCUGUCUUCACCAAGGUGAGUUGAGAGGGUGCUUAUAUCUUCAUCUCAAGUUAAGAGAAAAGGAUAUUUAAUGGAUGGCAUGGAGAACUUGGUAUGUGCCCUCUGUGGUUAAAGGAACAUAGUAGACCAGUGUCUGAUGAUUAUAAGGAAAAUCUAAGAGACAGAUACCAGUCUGUUAGCUCCUCUGACCCCAGGAGUGAAGGAGAUGUGUCUGUGUUGGUUGGCCUCUUUUUCCAGUGUUUGUUGGGAAAAUACCAAGAGCAUUUUCCAUGGACCAGAUGUAGGACAUACAAGGAAAGACUGGCUUGCAGGAUAUGGUGGCUCCUACCUGUAAUCCCAGCACUUUGGCAGGCUGAGGUGGGCAGAUCUUGAGUUCAGGGGUUCAAGAUCACACUGGCCAACAUGGUGAAACCCCAUCUCUACUAAAAAAUACAAAAAUUAGCUGGGAAUGGUGGCUCGUGCCUGUAAUCCCAGCUACUUAGAAGGCUAAGGUAGGAGAAUUGCUUGAACUGGGACUCGGGAGGUGGAGGUUGCAGUGAGCCGAGAUCGCACCACUGCACUCCAGCCUAAGCUACAGAGCGCGACUCCAUCUCAAACAAACAAACAAAAAAACAAAAAAACUGGCCUGGAGUCUGGGUCUCAAACUGUUAUCGGGGUCUAUUUCUCCUUUUUCCAUCUCUCAGUAUAGCUUUUUGUGUAUUCAAUCUAUUCUCAGGCAGGCCCUCUUUUUGUAAUUAUAAGAGUGUUUUAGCUAAUCCUGCUAGGUUUAAAACCAGUGAAAUAGAGCAAGAUUCUAUAUCGCAUUAUUCUGAUAAUGGAUUGGCUAAUGCUUGCCGCUGAAUGAUGCCUGGGAUGACUUUGGGCUGAGUUGUGUACUUCACCCGUGGUUCUGGGAAGGUUGCCUCAACCAGUCCAUCAGGCCGAGAGUGGGGAAGUAGUAGAUCCCCAGAUGACUAUCAGGGUCAUGUCAGAAGAAGGGGGUGGGAUGCCAGGAAGACUGGCUAUAAAUGUUCUAUAUACCUAGCUUUUCUGUAGCUUUUUCCUUUCUCCCCCUACUACCUCUCAUUAGAAGAUUGAAAGAAUAAGGAAUCUGGGCCUAUAGUCAGCAGAAAAAUCUUUUCCAAGAUUAAAUGUGAGGGCAACUCUAGGAAACAUGAGAUAAGAACGUUUCUAAGAAACUGGACCAGUUAGUGAAGUUGUGGGAAAGUUGAGAAGUUAGGGGGUUCAUGGAUAUUUACUUGGAAGACCUACAGCAGGACUUUAUUGUAAAUCUUUGUGAAGGAGGUGAAUUGACAUUUAAGAUUUACCUUGUCCUUAGCAUUGUAGUCUGCAACGACAGUGUGCUAUGUCUUUGAGCAAAAAUGCCUCUCCAUCUAAACCAUUCCUUUGAUAAUACUCUUUCAUAGCACUCUGUAUUUCCUUUAAUAGUAGGAACACAACUGUUUAAAAUGAUAUAUUGGUGGGGUUAUUUAUAUCUCCCACUAGUCUAUAAAUUCCUUGAGGUCAAGAACCAUAUAAAAUUUGCUCAUUUAUUACCAGCAUUUCACAGAGAUGCUCAAAAAGUGUUUGCUGAAUGAAUGAUGGAAUAAAGAUUUUUCUCUAAGUACUAAAGCAUAAAUUAGGGAAAAGAACUAUAUGCUGCUAUCUGGGAAGAGGGCCUCCUUGCCCUACCAGUCAGUUUGCCCAUCCAGAUGACUCUCUAAUCCGAUGUGGGUCAGGUUGUAUUACCUGUUAUUUAAAGUACUUACUAUAACUCUAUGUGAAGAAUCUGCUUUCAAGAUAUUGCGCAUGUAGAAAAAGAACACUGCCUGGUGUGUAACAUAUAUUUGACAUCCUAAAGGAAGGGAGUUAUUUAUACAAUUAAUAAUCUGGAUCUUUCGUAUGGUCAUAGAAAAGAGUUACAUUUACAUACUAUGUACAUUUUGUGUUUUCAUUUAAAAACACCAUCUUAUUAUAAGUAUAUAAUAACCUUUUUCUCUCAUGUGACACAAUUUUCAUAAUCAUUUAAUGGUUAUGUAACAUCUCAGUGAGUAGACUGUCCAUAAGGCAAUUAAUUAUACUCCUAUUAUUGAAUACUUAGUUGUUUCUAAUUUUUCCAGUGUUGUAGAUAAUGCAGGGAGCAACAGAUCUAUGCAGAGAGAUUUUAUCAUUUCUUAGAUAUUUUUUCUAGAAAGAUUUCCAUAGGAUAUUAUUUCAGACUGCUAGCUUAGUGAGUGCCACCACACUAGUCUAAUUCAGGUUUUUUAAACAUGGGAUAUGCUUUUAGAUCUCCAGACCUUAAUCUGUAUUCUGUCCACUGAGGAUCCUGUUGCAGGCAAAGUCCUAGAACGGUUUUCAUGAUACCAAGCCCUAGCCUGGGCACCUAUUCCAAGGCAAUGAAGAGUUGUUGCCAAUAUAUGGGACAGAAAUUAGAACACUUGAGUUGUCUAAUUUUUUCUCCACUUCUAUAAAUAGUAUUUAAUUUGAAAUUUUCAUAAAAAUAUAAACAUUAUUUUAAAAAGAGUUUAGAUUUACAAAAAAUACAAAGCUAGUACAGAAAGUUCCCAUAUGCCCUGCACCCAGCUUACCCUAUUAUUAACAUAUUAAUGUGGUACAUUGGUUAUAACUAAUGAAACCUAUAUUGUUACAUUAUUAUUAUUUGUCUACUUUUAUCAAUUUUUUACAAUUGAUAUUAUAAGCCUGUUAGUCCAAUAAAGUAAUAUUCAAUUAAUCUUAAAGCCAAAGAAAUGGAAAAAAGGGAAAAGGAAGACCAUGGUAAUAGGCACAGAUGCUUCUUUUUUUAUUUUUUAUUUUUUAUUGCAUUUUAGGUUUUGGGGUACAUGAGCAGAACAUGCAAGACAGUUCCAUAGGUACACACAUGGCAGUGUGUUUUGCUUCCUUUCUCCCCUUCACCCACAUUUGGCAUUUGUCCCCAGGUUAUCCCUCCCCACCUCCCCCUCCCACUAGCCCUCCCCCUUUCCUCGCAAUAGACCCCAGUGUUUAGUACUCCCCUUUCUGUGUCCAUGUGUUCUCAUUUUUCAUCACCCACAUAUGAGUGAGAAUAUGCGGUGUUUCAUUUUCUGUUCUUGUAUCAGUUUGCUGAGGAUGAUGUUCUCCAGAUUCAUCCAUGUCCCUACAAACGACACAAAAUCAUCAUUUCUGAUUGCUGCAUAAUAUUCCAUGGUGUAUAUGUGCCACAUUUUUCCAAUCCAGUCUAUCAUGAAUGGGCAUUUGGGUUGAUUCCAGGUCUUUGCUAUUGUAAACAGUGAUGCAAUGAACAUUCGUGUACAUGUGUCCUUAUAGUAGAACGAUUUAUAGUCCUUUGAAUAUAUACCCAGUAAUGGGAUUGCUGGGUCAAAUGGAAUUUCUAUUUCUAAGGCCUUGAGGAAUCGCCACACUGUCUUCCACAAUGGUUGAACUAAUUUACACUCCCACCAACAGUGUAAAAGUGUUCCUUUUUCUCCACAUCCUCUCCAGCAUCUGUUGUCUCCAGAUUUUUUAAUGAUUGCCAUUCUAACUGGCGUGAGAUGGUAUCUCAGUAUGGUUUUGAUUUGCAUCUCUCUGAUGACCAGUGACGAUGAUAAUUUUUUCAUAUGAUUGUUGGCCUCAUAUAUGUCUUCUUUUGUAAAGUGUCUGUUCAUAUCCUUUGCCUACUUUUGAAUGGGCUUGUUUGUUUUAUUCCUGUAAAUCUGUUUGAGUUCUUUGUAAAUUCUGGAUAUCAGCCCUUUGUCAGAUGGGUAGACUGCGAAAAUUUUUUCCCAUUCUGUUGGUUGCCGAUCCACUCUAGUGACUGUUUCUUUUGCCGUGCAGAAGCUGUGGAGUUUGAUUAGGUCCCAUUUGUCUAUUUUGGCUUUUGUUGCCAAUGCUUUUGGUGUUUUGUUCAUGAAGUCCUUGCCUACUCCUAUGUCCUGGAUAGUUUUGCCUAGAUUUCCUUCUAGGGUUUUUAUCGUCCCAGGUCUUGUGUUUAAGUCUUUAAUCCAUCUGGAGUUAAUUUUAGUGUAAGGUGUCAGGAAGGGGUCCAGUUUCUGCUUUCUGCACAUGGCUAGCCAGUUUUCCCAACACCAUUUGUUAAACAUGGAAUCCUUUCCCCCUUGCUUGUUUUUGUCAGGUUUAUCAAAGAUUGUAUAGUUGUAGAUAUGUUGUGUUGCCUCCAGUGCCUCUGUUUCAUUCCAUUGGUCUAUAUCUCUGUUUUGGUACCAGUACCAUGCUGUUUUGAUUACUGUAGCCUUGUAGUAUGGUUUGAAAUCCGGUAGUGUGAUGCCCCCUGCUGUGUUCUUUUUGCUUAGAAUUGACUUGGCUAUACGGGCUCUCUUUUGGUUCCAUAUGAAGUUCAUGGUGGUUUUUUCCAGUUUUGUGAAGAAAGUCAAUGAUAGCUUGAUGGGGAUAGUGUUGAUUCUGUAAAUUACUUUGGGCAGUAUAGCCAUUUUCACGAUAUUAAUUCUUCCUAACCAUGAACAUGGAAUGUUUCUCCAUCUGUUUGUGUCCUCUUUGAUUUCGUUGAGCAGUGGUUUGUAGUUCUCCUUGAAGAGGUCCCUUACGUUCCUUGUGAGUUGUAUUUCAAGGUAUUUUAUUGUUUUUGUAGCAAUUGUGAAUGGCAGUUCGUUCUUGAUUUGGCUUUCCUUAAGUAUGUUAUUGGUGUAGAGGAAGGCUUGUGAUUUUUGCACAUUGAUUUUAUAUCCUGAGACUUUGCUGAAGUUGCUUAUCAGUUUCAGGAGUUUUUGGGCUGAGGCGAUGGGGUCUUCUAGGUAUACUAUCAUGUUGUCUGCAAGUAGAGACAAUUUGGCUUCCACCUUUCCUAUUUGAAUACCCUUUAUUUCUUUUUCUUGCCUGAUUGCUCUGGCUAGAACUUCCAGUACUAUUUUGAAUAGGAGUGGUGAAAGAGAGCAUCCUUGUCUAGUGCCGGAUUUCAAAGGGAAUGCUUCCAGUUUUUGCCCAUUCAGUAUGAGAUUGGCUGUUGGUUUGUCAUAAAUAGCUUUUAUUACUUUGAGAUAUGUUCCAUAGAUACCGAGUUUAUUGAGGGUUUUUAGCAUAAAGGGCUGUUGAAUUUUGUCAAAUGCCUUCCCUGCGUCAGUUGAGAUAAUCAUGUGGUUUUUGAUUUUUGGUUCUGUUGAUGUGGUGAAUUACGUUGAUAGACUUGCAUAUGUUGAACCAGCCUUGCAUCCCCGGGAUGAAUCCUACUUGAUCAUGAUGAAUAAGUUUUUUGAUUUGCUGUUGCAAUUGGCUGUCCAAUAUUUUAUUGAAGAUUUUUGCAUCUAUGUUCAUCAUGGAUAUUGGCCUGAAUUAUUCUUUUCUUGCUGGGUCUCUGCCGGGUUUUGGUAUGAGGAUGAUGUUGGUCUCAUAAAAUGAUUUGGGAAGGAUUCCCUCUUUUUUGAUUAUUUGGAAUAGUUUUAGAAGGAAUGGUACCAGCUCCUCUUUGUGUGUCUGGUAGAAUUGGACUGUGAACCCGUCUGGACAUGGGCUUUUUUUGUGUGUUAGGCUCUUAAUUGCUGCCUCAACUUCUGACCUUGUUAUUAGUCUAUUCAUAGUUUCAGCUUCCUCCUGGUUUAGGCUUGGGAGGACACAGGAGUCCAGGAAUUUAUCCAUUUCUUCCAGAUUUACUAGUUUAUGUGCAUAGAGUUGUUUGUAAUAUUCUCUGAUGAUGGUUUGAAUUUCUGUGGAAUCUGUGGUUAUUUCCCCUUUAUUAUUUUUAUUGCAUCUAUUUGGUUGUUCUCUCUUUUAUUUUUAAUCAAUCUGGCUGGUGGUCUGUCUAUUUUGUUGAUCUUUUCAAAAAACCAGCUCUUGGAUUUAUUGAUUUUUCGAAGGGUUUUUCAUGUCUCAAUCUCCUUCAUUUCAGCUCUGAUCUUAGUUAUUUCUUGUCUUCUGCUGGGUUUUGAGUUUUUUUGAUCUUGCUCCUCUAGCUCUUUCAAUUUUGACGAUAGGGUGUCAAUUUUGGAUCUCUCCAUUCUCCUCAUAUGGGCACUUAUUGCUAUAUACUUUCCUCUAGAGACUGCUUUAAAUGUGUCCCAGAGAUUCUGGAACAUUGUGUCUUCAUUCUCAUUGGUUUUGAAGAACUUCUUUAUUUCUGUCUUCAUUUCAUGGUUUACCCAGUCAACAUUCAAGAGCCAGUUGUUCAGUUUCCAUGAAGCUGUGCGGUUCUGGGUUGGUUUCUGUAUUCUGAGUUCUAACUUGAUUGCACUAUGGUCUGAGAGGCUGUUUGUUAUGAUUUCAGUUGUUUCGCAUUUGCUGAGCAGUGCUUUACUUCCAAUUAUGUGGUCAAUUUUAGAGUAGGUGUGAUGUGGUGCUGAGAAGAAUGUAUAUUCUGUGGAUUUGGGGUGGAGAGUUCUGUAAAUGUCUAUCACGUUUACUUGCUCCAGGUCUGAGUUCAAGCCCUGGAUAUCCUUGUUGAUUUUCUGUCUGGUUGAUCUGUCUAAUAUUGACAGUGGAGUAUUAAAGUCUCCCACUAUUAUUGUGUGGGAGUCUAAGUCUCUUUGUAAGUCAUUAAGAACUUGCCUUAUGUAUCUGGGUGCUCCUGUGUUGGGUCCAUAUAUGUUUAGGAUCGUUAGCUCUUCUUGUUGUAUCAAUCCUUUUACCGUUAUGUAAUGUACUUCUUUGUCUCUUUUGAUCUUUGUUGCUUUAAAGUCAAUUUUAUCAGAGAUGAGAAUUGCAACUCCUGCUUUUGUUUGCUCUCCAUUUGCUUGGUAAAUCUUCCUCCAUCCCUUUAUUUUGAGCCUUUGCGUAUCCUUGCAUGUGAGAUGGUUUCCUGGAUACAGCACACUGAUGGGUUUUGGCUUUUUAUCCACUUUGCCAGUCUGUGUCUUUUGAUUGGUGCAUUUAGUCCAUUUACAUUUAGGGUUAAUAUUGUUGUGUGUGAAUUUGAUACCGCCAUUUUGAUGCCAAGUGGCUGUUUUGCCCGUUAGUUGUUGUAGAUUCUUCAUUAUGUUGAUGCUCUUUAGCAUUUAGUGUGAAUUUGGAAUGGCUGGUACUGGUUGUUCUUUCUAUGUGUAGUGACUCUUUUAGGAGCUCUUGUAAAGCAGGCCUGGUGGUGACAAAAUCUCUGAGUACUUGCUUGUUCGCAAAGGAUUUUAUUUUUCCUUCACUUCUGAAGCUCAGUUUGGCUGGAUAUGAAAUUCUGGGUUGAAAGUUCUUUUCUUUAAGAAUGUUGAAUAUUGGCCCCCACUCUCUUCUGGCUUGUAGGGUUUCUGCCGAGAGAUCUGCUGUGAGUCUGUUGGGCUUCCCUUUGUGGGUGACCCGACCUUUCUCUCUGGCUGCCCUUAGUAUUUUCUCCUUCAUUUCAACCUUGUUGAAUCUGACGAUUAUGUGCCUUUGGGUUGCUCUUCUUGCGGAAUAUCUUUGUGGUGUUCUCUGUAUUUCCUGCAUUUGAGUGUUGACCUGUCUUGCUAGGUGGGGGAAAUUUUCCUGGAUGAUGUCCUGAAGAGUAUUUUCCAGCUUGGAUUCAUUCUCUUCGUCCCCUUCUUGUACACCUAUCAAACGUAGGUUAGGUCUUUUCACAUAAUCCCACAUUUCUUGGAGACUUUGUUCAUUCCUUUUUGUCCUAUUUUCUCUAAUCUUGGUUUCUUGUUUUAUUUCAUUGAGUUGGUCUUUGACUUCAAAUAUUCUUUCUUCUGCUUGGUCAAUUCGGCUAUUGAAACUUGUGUUUGCUUCGCGAAGUUCUCGUAUUGUGUUUUUCAGCUCCUUUAAUUCAUUCAUAUUCCUCUCUUAGUUAUCCAUUCUUGUUAUCAUUUCCUCAAAUCUUUUCUCAUAUCUUUUUUUAAGUUCCUUAGUUUCUUUGCCUUGAUUUAAUACAUGUUUUUUUUAGCUCACUAAAGUUUCUCAUUAUCCACCUUCUGAAGUCUAAUGCCGUCAUUUCGUUACAGUCAUUCUCCAUCCAGCUUUGUUUCCUUGCUGGUGAGGAGUUUUGGUCCCUUCUAGGAGGCGAGGUGUUCUGGUUUCGGGUGUUUUCCUCCUUUCUGCGCUGGUUUCUUCCCAUCUUUGUGGAUUUAUCCACUUGUCGUCUUUGUAGUUGCUGACUUUUUUAUUCGGUCUCUGAGUGGACACCGAGAUUGUUGAUGAUGAAGUAUUUCUGUUACUUGGUUUUCCUUCUACCAGUCUAGCCCCUUCGCUGUACGACUGCUGAGGUCCACUCCAGGCCCUGCUUGUCUGGGGUGCACCUAUAGCAGGUGCGGAACAGUCAGGGAUGCUACCAGUUUCUUUUUCUGCUAUCUUUGUCCCAGGAUGAUGCCUGCCAAAUGUCAAUCUUUUGGAUAUAGAGGUGUCAGGGAGCUGCUUGAGGAGACAGUCUGUACUUUAUAGGAGCUCAAUUGCUGAGCUGUGAGCUCUGUUGUUCAUUCAGGGCUUUUAGGCUGCUAUGUUUGAUUCUGCUGCAACAGAGCUCAUUAAAAAAACCCUUUUUUUCUCCAAUGCUCUGUCUUGGGGGGUUCGGGCUUUAUUUUUGGAUGUUUGUUUAGGUGUCCUGCCCAGCUAGGAGGCAGUCUAUUCACUGUUUGCCUGCCGAGGCUCUGCCCUGCUGUUGUGUGGUUCGCCCUGUUGCUGCAGACUCUGUUCUGCUGCUGCGUUCUCCACCAUGGGCUACGCCCUGCGACGGAGUCUCUCUGUUGUAGCGGGUUGCCUUGGCAACGGCAGGGUGCAUCAGCAGUGGGCGUGUAUCACAGUAGGGGCGGGUUGCCUUGGCAACGGUACGCUGCAUCAGCAGUGGGCACGUAUCUCAGUAGGGGCGGCUUGCCUUUGUAAUGGUGGACGCCCCUCCCCGACAGAGCGUCUCAGGGACCGUCUGCACGGGGAGCGUUUGGAAUCGCGGUUUUGUUCGUCCCACUGGGCUACCCCAAACGCUGUGUCCCUGCAAUUUCCUGGGCUUGCCCACUUUCUGAGUCUUGUUCAAUCUCAAGUCCAGCCCUCUCAAGUCUCAGGUUGCCGGUUCAACAGGGCACCUGGACAAGCGCGUCCUGUGGGGAGCGUUGGGUAGGGCCGGCCAUGCCACCCCGGCUGCCGGCUUCUCCAGGCGGUAUGUCUGCCUGGCGUCCCGCAUCUCUUUUAUACUUCGGAAUUUUUUCGUUCUGUGGGCAACAAAGAUCAAUCUGGAAAUGCAGCUCUGACUCACCUCUUUGCGGAUUCAAUGAGAGCUUCAAUCCUGGGUUGUUCUCACAGCACCAUCUUGAGUCCUCCUAUUUUUCUUUUUUUAAAAAAAUUUAUUUAUUUUACUUUAGGUGCAUACUAUAUCUGGCAUUUCUCCUUAUGUUAUCCCUCCCACCCUCCCCUUCCUCCCCACCCCCUGCUGUCUCUCCCCUACCCCUGCAACUGCCCCCAGUGUGUGAUGCUCCUCUCCCUGGGUCCACCUGUUCUCGUUGUUCAACACCCACCUAUGAGUGAGAACAUACGGUGUUUGGCUUUCUGUUCUUGUGUCAGUUUGCUGAGAAUGAUGGUUUCCAGAUUCAUCCAAGGCCCUACAAAGGGCAUGAAUUAAUUGUUUUUUAUGGCUGCGUAGUGUUACAUGGUGUAUAUUUAUCACAUUUUCUUUGUUAAGUCUAUCAUUGAUGGGCAUAUGGGUUGGUUCCAGGUCUUUGCUAUUGUACACAGGGCUGCAAUGAACAUACGUGUGCAUGUGUCUUUAUAGUAGAACGAUUUAUAGUUUUUUGUGUAUAUACCCAGUAAUGGGAUUGCUGGGUCAAAUGGAAUUUUCAUUUCUAGAUCCUUGAGAAAUCACCACACUGCCUUCCACAGUGGUUGAACUAAUUUACACUCCCACCAACUGUAUAAAAGUGUUCCUAUUUUUCCACAUCCUUUCCAGCAUCUGUUGUCUCCAUAUUUUUUAAUGAUCACCGUUCUAACUGGUGUGAGAUGAUAUCUCAAUGUGGUUUCGAUUUGCAUUUCUCUAAUUACCAGUGAUGUUGAACAUUUUUUAUGUUUGUUGGCCUCAUAUGUCUUAUUUUGAAAAGUGUCUGUUCAUAUUUUUUGCCCACUUUUUUUUAUGACAUUGUUUGUUUUUUUCUUGUAUAUCUGUUUUAGUUCUUUGUAGAUUCUGGAUAUUAGCCCUUUGUCAGAUGGGUAGAUUGCAAAUAUUUUUUCCUGUUCUGUUGGUUGCCAAUUCACUCUAAUGAUGGUUUCUUUUGCUGUAUAGAAGCUCGGGAGUUUAAUUAGAUUCCAUUUGUCUAUCUGGGCUUUUAUUGCCAUUGCUUUUGGUGUUUUAGUCAUGAAGUCCUUGCCUAUGCCUAUGUCCUGAAUAGUAUUGCAUAGGUUUUCUUCUAGUGUUUUUAUGGUGUUAGGUUUUAUGUUUGAAUCUUUAAUCCAUUUGGAGUUAAUUUUAGUAUAAGGUGACAGGUAGGGGUCCAGUUUCUGCUUUCUGCAAAUUGCUAGCCUGUUUUUCCAACACCAUUUAUUAAACAUGGAGUUGUUUUCUCAUUGCUUGUUUUUGCUGGAUUUGUCAAAGAUCAGAAGGUUGUAGAUGUGUGAUGUUUCUUCUGGGGUCUCUGUUCUAUUCCAUUGGUCUAUGUCUUUGUUUUGGUACCAGUACCAUGCUGUUUUGAUUACUGUAGCCUUGCAGUAUAAUUUGAAGUCAGGCAGUGUGAUGCCUCUGGAUUUGUUCUUUUGCUUAGGAUUGUCUUGGGUAUGUGGGCUCUCUUGUAAUUCCAUAUGAAGUUCAUGGUGGUUUUUUCCAGUUCUGUGAAGGUCUUGGUAGCUUCAUGGGGAUAGCAUUGAAUCUAUAGAUUACUUUGGGCAGUAUGGCCAUUUUCACCCUAUUGAUUCUUCCUAACCAUGAGCAUGGAAUGUUUUUCCAUCUGUUUGUGUCCUCUCUUAUUUUGUUGAGCACUGGUUUGUAGUUCUCCUUGAAGAGGUUCUUUACAUCCUUUGUUAAUUGUAUUCCUAGGUAUUUUAUUCCCUUUGUAGCAAUUGUGAAUGGGAGUUCCCUCUUGAUUUGGCUCCCUGUUUGUCUGUUAUUGGUAUAUAGGAAUUCUUAUGAUUUCUGCACACUGAUUUUGUAUCCUGAGACUUUUCUGAAGUUGCUUAUCAGUAUGAGAAGAUUUUGGGCUGAGACAAUGGGGUCUUCUAGAUAUACAAUCAUGUUGUCUGCAAAUAGAGACAGUUUGACUUUUUCCUUUCCUAAUUGAAUACCCUUUAUUUCUCUUUCUUGCCUGAUUGAUCUGGCUAGAACUUCUAAUACUACAUUGAAUAGGAAUGGUGAGAGAGGGCAUCCUUGUGUAGUGCCUGAUUUCAAAGAGAAUUCUUCCACCUUUUGCCCGUUUUUUAUGAUAAUGGCUGUAGGUUUGUCAUAUAUAGCUUUUAUUAUUUUAUGAUACUUUCUGUCAAUACCUAGUUUAUUGAGAGUUUUUAGCAUGAAAGCUGUUGAAUUUUAUUGAAGGCCUUUUCUGUAUCUAUUGAGAUAAUCAUGUGGUUUUUGUCUUUGGUUCUGUUUAUGUGGUGAAUUAAGUUUAUAGACUUGUGUAUGUUGAAACAGCCUUGCAUCCCUGGGGUGAAGCCUACUUGGUCAUGAAGGAUAAGCUUCUUGAUGUGCUGUUGCAAUUUGUUUGCCAGUAUUUUAUUGAAGAUUUUUGCAUCUAUGUUUAUCAUGGAUAUUGGCCUGAAGUUUUCUUUUUCAGUUGAGUCUCUGUCUGGUUUUGGUAUCAGGAUGAUGUUGGUCUCAUAAAAUGAGUUAGGGAGGAUUCCCUCCUUUUGUGUUGUUUCAUACAUUUUCAAAAGGAAUAGAACUGGCUCCUCUUUGGAUGUCUGGUAGAAUUCGGCUGUGAACCUGUCUGGAUCUGGACUUUUUUUGGUUGGUAGGCUAUUGAUUGCAGCCUCUACUUCAGCCCUUGUUAUUGGUCUAGUCAGGGUUUCAACUUCCUCCUGGUUUAGUCUUGGUAGAGUACAAGUGUCUAGGAAUUUAUCUAUUUCUUCCUGGUUUACUGGUUUAUUUGAGUAGAGCUGUUUGUAGUAAUCUCUGACGGUAGUUUGUAUUUCUGUUGGAUCAGUGCUGAUAUCCCCUUUAUCAUUUUUUAUUGCAUCAUUUUGAUUCUUCUCCCUUUUUUAAAUUAAUCUGGCUAGUGGUCUAUUUUGUUGAUCUUUUUAGAAAAACAGAUCCUGGAUUUAUUGAUAUUUUGAAGGACUUUUUGUGUCUCUAUCUCCUUCAGUUCUGCUGUGAUCUUAGUUAUUUCUUGUCUUCUGCUAGCGUUUGAGUUUCUAGCUCUUUCAAUUUUGACAAUAGGGUGUUGAUUUUAGAUCUUUCCUCUCUUCUCUGGUGGGCAUUUAUUGCUUUUAAAUUUCCCUCUAGACACUACUUUAAAGGUGUCCCAGAGAUUCUGGUAAGUUGUGUCUUCAUUCUGGUUGGUUUUGAAGAACAUCUUUAUUUUUGCCUUUGUUUCAUUGUUUAUCCAAUUGAUACUUGGAAGCAAAUUGUUCAGUUUCCCGGUGCUUGUGCAGGUUUGAGUGUGUUUCUUGAUCCUGGGUUCAAAUCUGACUGUGCUGUGGUCUGAUAGACUAUUUGUUAUGAUUUCUGUUCUUUUGCAUUUGCUGAGGAGUAAUUUGCUUUCAAUGAUAUGGUCAAUUUUAGAAAGUACAAUGUGAUGCUGAGAAAAAUGUAUAUUCUAUGGAUUUGGGGUGAAGCAUUCUGUAUAUGUCUAUUAGGUCUGCUUGGUCCAGCUCUGCAUUCAAGUCCUGGAUAUCCUUGUUUAUUUUCUGUCUAAUUGAUCUAUCUAAUAUUGACAGAUAGAGUGCUGAAGUCUCCCACAAUUAUUGUGUGGGCGUCUGAAUCUCAUUUUAGGUUGUUAAGAACUUGCUUUAUGUAUCUCAGUGCUCCUGUGUUGGGGGUAUAUAUAUUUAGGAUAGUUAGUUCUCCCUGUUGGAUUGAUCCUUUUACCAUUAUGUAGUGUCCUUCUUUGUGUCUUUUGUUCUGUGUUGGUUUGCAGUCCAUUUUAUCAGAGACUAGGAUUGCAACCUCUGCUUUUUUUUGUUCUCCAUUUGCUUGGUAAAUCUUCUUUCAUGUCUUUAUUUUGAGUCUGUGUGUGUCUUUGUAUGUCUAAUGGUUUCCUGAAUACAGCGCACCAUUGGGUUCUGACUUUUCAUCCAGUUUGCCAGUCUGUGUCUUUUGAUUGGGGCAUUUAGGCCAUUUACAUUCAAUGUUAAUAUUGUUAUGUGUGAAUUUGAUCCUGCCAUUUUGUAACUGGCUGGUUUUCUUUCCCAUUAGUUGACUCAUUUUCUUCAUUGCAUUUUUGGUCAUUGCCAACUGGUUCGCUUUUGCAGUGACUGGUACUUGUUCCCUUCUGUGCUUAGUGUUUCUUUCAGGAGCUCUUGUAGGGCAGGUCUGGUGGUGACGAAAUCUCUCAAUAAUGCUUGUCUGCAAAGGAUUUUAUUUCUCCUUCACGUUUGAAGCUUAGUUUGGCUGGAUAUGAGAUUCUGGGUUGAAAGUUCUUUUCUUUAAGCAUGUGGAAUAUUGGCCCCCACUCUCUUCUGGCUUGUAGGGUUUCUGCCAAGAAAUGUGCUGUGAGUCUGAUUGGCUUCCCUUUGUGGGUGACCUGACCUUUCUCUCUGACUGCCCUUAGCAUUUUUUCCUUCUUUUCAACCUUGGUGAAUCUGAUGAUUAUGUGCCUUGGGCUUGCUCUUCUUGAGGAAUAUCUUUGUGGAGUUCUCUGUAUUUCUUGAAUUUGAAAUUUGGACUGUCUUGCUAGGCUUGGGAAGUUCUCCUGGAUAAUAUCCUGGAGCGUGUUUUCCAGCUUGGAUUUAUUCUUCCCAUCAUAUUCAGGUACACCAAUCAAGCGUAGAUUAGGUCUUUUUAUAUAAUCCGAUAUUUCUUGGAGGCUUUGUUCAUUUAUUUUCACUCUUUUUUCUUGCCUUCUGUUUUUAUUUCAUUGAGUUGAUCUUCAGUCUCUGAUAUCCUUUCUUCUGCUUGUCGAUUCAGCUAUUAAAACUUGUGUUUGCUUCACAUAGUUCUCAUGCUGUGUUUUUCAACUCCAUCAAGUCGUUUAUGUUCUUCUCUAAGCUCGUUAUUCUAGUUAACAUUUUGUCUAACCUUUUUUCAAGGUUUUUGGUUUCUUUGCAUUGAGUUAGAACGUGUUCCUUUAGCUCAGAAAAAUUUGUUAUUAUUCACCUUCUGAAGACUGUUUCUGUCAGUUCGUUGCACUCCCUGGUCAAGUUGUGUUCCUGUGUUGUUGAGGAGUUGUGUGAUCCCUUGAAGGAGAAGAGGUGUUCUGGUCUUUGAUGGUUUCAUCUUUUUUGCACUGUUUUUUUCCCAUCUUUGUGGAUUACAUGGCUAUGAUGUCAGGGAGGUGCUUGAUGAGGUUGCCUGUCUGCCUGCGGAGGUGCCAUAGGGUUUCUAGGGAGUCCUUCAGCUUAGUAGGGAAGCUUCCUGUGUCUUUUUUGUUUAUACUGGGAGAUUAGGCCUACCUCUUUCACUGACCUGUAGGCGCUGCUGUGUUGUCAAGAACACCAUCCCAUUGCUAUGUAGGCUUCCUGCAUUUUUUGUUUAAACAUGUAGCCCUAUUCCAUUCCUCUAGUGGUGGGUUGUGCCCUUCCUCCACUGGGCUAGGUCAUUCAGGGUUCAUCUCAGACUGUGGCACUGGCUGCGCAACCCACUAGAAUCAGGGCUUCAGCCCUCUGGGGCUUGUGGGGAAGAGUAGGGACCCGCCCUGCCGCACCCGGCCAUCUCCCACUUACAGCUUCUUUUCUCUCUGUUCAUGGGGUAGGGGACCCGCCCAGCUGCUCCUGCUUACAGCUCCCUCUGUCUCCGGGAGGGGGAGGGGGUGAUAGUUCAGUCUGCAGGCUCUUACUCAUCUUGGUACUUGUAAUUCCAGGCACUUCACUGGCAAAGAUCCCCUGUUCUGUGUAUUGCUGAGGCUUUGGGGGAAGCACUAUAUCUGGUCUGGAGCGCCAGAGGGGGGAGCCUCCGACUCGCUGAUCAGAUGCGCUUUCUGGAUGAAGUAGCAUCCCUCUCGGCCUGGCCUCAGUCUGUCCUGAGUUGGCUUUGCUCACCGUCACACCAGACCCAUUGUAAUGCACCUGGUACCUCGGUUGGAGCUAGGAGAUCUCUGGAUUUCUGCAUCUCUCUCUCGCUGGGUGUUUGUGCUGGAGUUGUGUCUAAUCGCCCAUCUUGUAUCUUCUUCCCACACAGAUGUUUCUUAAGAAGAUCAGAGAAGUAGUUCUUGCCUGUAUUUCUACUUUUUGUUUAUUUAAGGCAAUGUGUAAGAUCAUGUACCAAAUGGCAGGAUUUGGAACCAUUCUACUUUUUAGGAAAAUAAUUUUAACUUUUAUUUUAGAUUUGGGGUGUAUAUGCAGGUUUGUUACAUGGGUAUAUUGUGUGAUGUUGAGGUUUGAGAUAUGAAUGAUCCUGCCACUCAGGUACUGAGCAUAGUACCCAACAGAUAGUUUUUCAGCCCUUGCUCCUCUCUAAUACUCCCCCAGAUAGUUUUUCAGCCCUUGCUUUUCUCUAAUACUCCCCAGCAUGUGUUGUUCCCAUUUUUAUGUCAAUGCUUAGCUCCAACCAAUAAGUGAGAAAGAACAUGAGGUAUUUGGUUUUCCAUUUCUGUAUUAAUUUGCUUAGGAUAAUGGCCUGCAAUUGCACCAUGUUGCUGCAAAGGAUAUGAUUUCAUUCUUUUUUUGUGGCUGGGUAACAUUCUAUGGCGUGUUAUACACAUUAUCUUUGUCCAGUCUACUAUUGAUGGGCACCUAGAUUGAUUCCAUGUCUUUGCCAUUGUGAAUGGUGCUGUGAUAAACAUAAGUGCAUAUAUAUUUUUUCAUAGAAUGAUUUAUUUUUCUUUGGGUAUAUACCCAGUAAUGGAAUGAAGCAUUCUAUUUUUAAGAUAUUUCCAUUAGCAAUUACUUACUAUAUUUUUUAAUAUUGCUGGGAACUGAUUAGUAUGUUUUCUAAAAUAUUACUGUUUUUUUCCAUCUUGUAAUUUGCUCCAAUUCUGCUAAAAGUCUUUUUUUAAUAAAUUAAUUUUGAAUUGAAAAUAUUUAAAAAUAACUUGUUCUAACCUUUUUUUCCAGCUAUAAUCUUUAGAAGUUACUGCCAAACUGACUUGCAAUCCUUCUCAGGCUAUCCUUUUCUACCUCUUAACUAGUUUCCUAAUCACCUCUCCAGGGAGCACUCUACUGACUGAGGAUACUGUUUUAAGAUUGCAGCCCUAAAAAAUUGAGAAGAUGAAGGUUACCCUUCUCACUUUUCCUUUCCACUUUCAUUUUCCUUUAUCUCUUCUUUGAGUUCUUCAAACCCCUAAUGUGGUCCGCAACCUCUAUGAUGGCUCCCAAGGAUUCCUGUCUCCUGGUAUUUAUCAUAGUUUUAUGUAAUUCCCUCCGCCUAAGUAACCUGCUUCUAACUCACAGAAUAUGACAACGUUGGGGUCAUUUCAUUUCUGUAAUUAGGUUAUAAAAUAUUGUGACUUCCUAGCAGACUUUCUCUUUCUUGCUAGCUUUGAUGAAAUAAACUGCCAUGGUGUAGAGGUCCACUUGGCAAGGAACUAAGGGUGGGCUCUGGACAGCAGCCUGAAAGUAAUUGAGGCCCUCAGUAAAACACUAAAGCAACUGAAUCCUGCUAAUAACCCCUUAAUUGAGUUUGAGAUUGGAUUUUUCCUCAGUUGAACUUUCAGUUGAUACCCCAGCCCUUGCCAGUAGUUUGAUUACAGCCUCAUGAGAGACCAUGAAGCAGAUGAUCAUGUUUAGAUUCCUGACUCACAGAAACUGUUGUUCUAAGCUGUUAAAUUUUUGGAUAAAUUUUUUUUACACAAUAAUAGAUAAUAUAACAAGCUUACUUCCAUUCCAAAGGAUGUGCUGAGUCAGUAACAAGUUACUCUUGGAUAUCUAUUAUAUUGCUUAAGAUAACAGAAAUAGAUAUUAGUUAUAAAAAUUGUGGCAUGAUGGCUUCUGAAUGGAGAAGGUAUUUUUAGUGACUUAGAAUGUUAAAAUAGUAAGAGAUCCCAGAGAUGAUCUGUUUAAUGUUUCUCUUGGGAUGUUCCAGAGAAAACAGAACUCCUGAAUUUUUCUCUAAAAUUGGUUUUACUCCCAGACUUCUUAAUUUUUUUGAAAGGCAUUCCCUGACACUCAGCUGAUGAGCCUGAAAGGCCAAGAAUUUAGGAGCCAGCCUUGAUUCCCUCCUCUUGUCCCCACUUCUCAACCUGUGGGAUCACCAAUCAGCUGAUUGGUUCUGUCUUCAAAACAUGCCUGAAAUCUGUCUGCCUUUACUCAUUGCCACCACAUUAGUCUAAUUGGCCUCAUCUCACUUAGAAUUGCUAACACAGUUAAGAUGUCCACAACUUAAUCCUUAGAAUCUGAGAAUAUGUUAUCUUACAUGGCAAAAGGGAUUUGUCAAUGUGAUUUAAGGGUUUGAACCUUCAGAUAAUGAGAUUAUACUGAAUUAUCUGGGUGGGUAUGAUUUAAUCACAUGCAUCCUUAGAAGCAAAAAAAAAAAAAAUUCUUGACUGAAUCAGACUAAUGAAAUGGAAGAAGGAGUGAUUUGAAGCAUGAGAGAAUCUACACACUAUUUCUGACUUUGAAGACAGAGGUAGGCAGCCACAAGCCAAGAAAUGUCAGUGACCUAUAGAAGCCGAGAAUGGCCCUCAAUUUGUAGCCAGCAAGAAAACAGGGACUUUAGCUUUAAAAUCACAAGAAACUGAAUUCUGCAAACAAUCUGAAUAAGCAAGAAAUUGAUUCACCUCUAUAUCCCCCCGAAAGGAAUGCAGUGCCAAUACCUUGAUUUUAGCCCAGUGCGACCCAUGUCAGACAUCAGACCUACGGAACUGUAUGUAACUAAAUUGCUAUUGUUUAAGCCACUAAAUUUUUGGCCAUUUAUUACAGUUGCAGUCAAAACUAAUACAGCUUUUUGUUCUUCCUAAGUAUUCUGCCCUUUCAAGCUAUUCUUCACAGGGUGACCUUUUCAAAAACAAAUUCCACCAAAAUCUCGGGCAACAAAAACAGAAAUAAAUAAAUGAGACUAUGUGACCACUUUGUAAAGAUAUCUGCACUCCCAUGUCACUGAAGCAUUUUUCAAAUUAGUCAAGAGAUGGAACAACCUAAAUGUCCAUUUACAGACAACUGGAUAAAGAAAAUAUAUAUAUAUGUAUGUAUGUCUGUGUGUGUAUAUGUAUAUAUGUAUAUAUAUAUAUGUGUGUGUAUAUAUGCAUAUAUAUAUUCAAUGGAAUAUUAUUCAGUUUUAAAAGGAAUGAAAUCCUGCUAUUUGCCACAACAUGGAUGGACCUGGAGGACAUUAUGCUAAGUGAAAUAAGCCAGAGGCAGAGAAAGAAAUAUUGCAUGAUCUCACUUUUUUUUUCCCUUUUUUGAUGGAGCUUCACUUUUGUUGCCCAGGCUGGAGUGCAAUGGCAAGAUCUUGGCUCACCCCAACCUCCACCUCCUGGGUUCAAGUGAUUCUCCUGCCUAAGCCUCCCUAAUAGCUGGGAUUACAGAUGUGUGGCACCACAUUGGCUAAUAUUGUAUUUUUAGUAGAGACGGAGUUUCUCCAUGUUGGUCAGGUUGGUCUCGAACUCCUGACCUUAAGUGAUCUGCCCACCUUGGCCUUCCAAAGCACUGGGAGUACUGGGAUUACAGGCAUGAGCCACCACACCUGGUCAAUCUUGCUUUUAUGUGUGGAAAAAAAAAUAUAUAUAUAACAUAUAUAUAUAUAAAACAUAUAUAUGUACAUACAUGUAUGUUAAAUAUAUGUUAUAUAUACAUAUAUGUUUUAUAUAUAUAUUCCGCCUAUGUAUGGCGAAAAUACACAGAGUUAGGGAAUGAAACAGUGGUUACCAUGAAUGGAGGGGAGGAGGCAGGGAAAUAAGGAGAUGUAGGUCAAAGGCUAUAAAAUAGCAGUUAUGUAGGAUGAACAAGUUUAGAGAUCUAAGGUACAAUAUGAGCACUAAAGUUAAUAAAAUUGUCCUGUAUUAAUGGCAGCAGUGGCCCAUCUGGAGUGGCUGCUGCCAUGAUGCUGGCUGCAGUAGGGGAGGUGCUGCUGAGGCUGCAUGCUCCAUGGAGCCAGCAAGGGCUGGAAUCAGACUGGAGCUCACUCUCCUGGGCACAGCUGCAGCCACCCAAGUUGUGGAUGUGGACCUGGGCAUCUCUGCAUUCUUGGGAGCCUGGGAAGGCACCCCCCGCCGUCUCCUGUAGACCUGGAGGUGUCUGCUUCCAAUGCCUGCCCUCUCACCACUCCUGGUGCCUACUCUGAUUUUAGAGCAAGGUUGAGGCCAAGCCUUGGUGCUGUCAUAACCCAGCUGGGUGUGCACACACUCUAGGCGGCACUGAUAUGCCAUCCCCCUGCUGCCUUGACCCCUCUGGACUUUGGGCACUGACGAGCAUGGGAGGGAUGCCAAAGAAGGGCUCAGGGCAGUUUGGUGAUGAGCAUGGGAGGGAGGCCAAAGGGGCUGAGGGCAAUUUGGUGCUUGCCUACAGGUGUCCCUCGGUGUGAGCAGCCUGGGCACCAUGAACGGUGGCAGGAGGCAGACAGGCUCCUAUGUGGAAGGGUGUGGGUCCCCAGUUAAGCCCCACCUUCAAGCUAGGGAGGGUUUGAAUCCUGGGGACUGGGUUGCCAGUACUGUGAACUGAAGUAGGAAGUUGUGGUGUUUUUUCUGGGCCUGCCCAUGGCUGCUCAUGGACCACUUGGUGUGCACUUUCUCCCCUCUGAGGCCCAUAAAAGCCCUGGACUCAGCCAGACUUGAGGAGAUGAUGGGAUGGCCAGCUGUGGAGAGGAUCUACCUGCACAAGGGUCUCCUCUUUUCUGAGAGCUGAGCAGAUAACAUGACAACCUGUGUGCAGAGAGGACCUAUCCACUACAGGGUCUCCUUUCUGCUGGGAGCUGAACACUCACUGCAAUACCCUGUCUGUGGAGAGGAGCUACCCUCUGUGGGACUCCUCUGAUCUGUUCUGUCGCCCAGUAAAACUCCCCUUCACCUUGCUCACCCUCUACUUCUCUGUGUACCUCAGUCUUCCUAGAUGCAGGAUAAGAACUUAGGACUCACUGAAUGGGUCGGACUAAAAGAGCUGUAACACAAAUAGGGCUGAAAUAGGCCUCUUGUUUGCCAUGUUGUGGGUGACAAGAAGGAAAGAAGAGAGAAGGACAGAAGAGCUUCAGCCCUUCAGGAAGCCCAGACCUAGAAGCCACCCGCACCGUGACUGUGACACCCUCUUUAGGCUCGGCAGUUCCUGGUGUCUCCAAGCUUCUAGGUGCCACUGUGUUCCUCAGUGCCAGCCGUGGAAUCUGCUUGCAGUACACCUGGUCCAGCUGCAGCCUUGCAGGGAGCCAGCACCCAUGCCAGUGCCUGCAGCUGGCCAUUCCACUGCAGCCAGUAUGCCUGGCUCUAGGCAGUGGCUGGACCCCACACUCACUCACACACCCCUCACUGCUCUGUGCCUGGCUUGCCCUUGGUAGGCAUGGGGUCCAGGCCAGAAGCCUGAACUGAAUGCAGCCUUUCAGGUCAAGUGGGUGGAAUGAGUCAACAGGCCUGAGCAAAACUUGGGCAAAGGUGUCACUGUCAACAGAGGUUUCUGGCUGGUGAAGUGACACCUUAAGAAUCCCAUUACAGUAUUAGGAAUUUUUGUUAGGUAGAUUUUUGCUGCUUAUGUCACAAAGCAGCAAAAAUGCUUAAACAUGUAAGAUGCUUAAACAUGUAAGAUGCUUAAACAUGCAAGAUGAUAGAUAUGUUAAUUUGCUUCACUAUAGUGACUAUUUUCUAUCUGUAUUCUAUAACAUCAUUUUGUAAACUUCAUAUAUACACAAUAAAAUUGGUUAAAAAACACACAAAAAAUUAUAUCAGGUGACUUCCCAGUUUAAACUUUCCAUUGUACUUAGAGUAAAACCAAGCUUUUUUAUAUGGUGUAGAACCUCUUCAUGAUCUGGCCCCUGCCAGUUUCUCCAGUCCCUCCUGGAGUUGCAUCCUCUUCUGUCUCACUGGCCUUUCAAUUCUCUUAACUUGUUAAGCAGUUUCAUACCCAAAGGUUAUCACAGAUGCUGGUAUUUUGCCUGGAAUACCUUCCCCUGCCCUCCGUAUGCAGACCUCUUCUCAUUCUUCAGAUAUCAUCUUAAGUGAUGCUAAUUAUAUGAGUAUCUCAUAAGUUAUGUUAGUAUCAUUUAAGAUACUGUGAUGUCCUGAUGUAAUAUGAUAUUAGAGACACCACAAUACCUGGUGCAGUGUCUGGCACAUAGUAGGUAAUCAAUACAUAGUUACUUUCAAUGAAAUGCUUAUAGACAAUUUUUCCCCCCUAGGGAAAUGGUUUCAGGUCCCAUAAAUUUGGAAAAUUUGAGAUUAAAUGAAGUUAAGGUUUCUUUACUGUGGGACUUUUCUGGGAUUUUAAUAUGCUAACAUAUUAUCCCUUGUUAAUGGAUUAUCAAUCUUUAAAUGGGGUUGUUGUUUGUAGCUUUUCUUUUACUUAUUUGACCUGGAGAUUCUUUUUUUGAGAGGAGUAUCUCUUAGCACUGAUAUUUUGUGGUAUGAAAUUCAGGGAAUGCCAAUGUAGUUCAAGGUUCUUACUUUACAGUCAAAGAAACUGAGGCCCAGGAAGAAUCACUGACUUGUUUAAAAUUACACUGUGAGCCUUUGUAAGAGUUGGGUCUUUCAUGAAGGUCUAAACACUUAAGAAUGUCUGUGGCAUCUUUGAAUGAUUAGCCAAGCCAAUAGGGAAACUUUUGUUUAGAGUAAAAUUAUAGAUGAGAGGUUAGAGAAGAGAGUAUCAAAGAAUUUGGCCUCCUUUAGAAAUUGCCAUUUCUAAUAAAAAUACCACAACAAAGUUUUUCAGACCCCAUAAUUUAAAAAUGCUACCAUGUCCCCUCACUCAAAACAAAAAUUUAUACAAUUUAGUUUCCUACAGCUGCCUGAAAUAGGAAGGAACCAGGCAAGAAGCAUAAAGGAAAGUUUGGCAUUUAUUUACUGACCUGAUUGCUGUUUUUGUGGGAAUUUUUGUGUGGGAAUGGAUUCUGAGAGUGUGUGAGAGUAGAUUUCAUAUGUUCAACCUCAGUAUUGGUUGAAUAUGAAUAAGUGCUUGGCUUUGGAAUCCUGCAUCUGUGGGUUAGAAACACUCCUCCAUCUGGUAUGACAUUUAGCACAUUAUACCAAACCUCCCCAAGCAUCUAUUUUCUCAUCUGUAAAUAUGAGUAAUAUUAAUUCCACCCCAUAGAGUUGUUGAGAUGAGAUGAUGCAUGUAAAGAGCUCAGCACAUUGCCUCACACCAACACACAUUAUAAAAGAGAGUAUUAUAGGAGAAAGGAGUUCAGUUGUGCCAAUGAGUGUUUGAGGGAUUUGUGAAAAUACUGAGAUAUGUUUCAAGCUUGCUUAAUGAAGUCCAUUAAUUAAUUUGAGAUUUCCUGGUGAGACUGUGCAGAAUUUGUAAACUUCUGACUUGUUUUGAAAUACCAAAUAAGAAAAAAUGGAGUCCACAUCCAUUUUUUUAUUCAGUUCACUUCUUGGUCACUUAGGAUUUUGCUCACAGAUCUGGAAUAAGAUAGUUUGACCUAGUGUAGCACAGAUACACACUGGCCAUGAAUUAAUAAGCAGUGUAGUCAAAAUCUUGUAUUACUUCUGGGUUUACAUGGUGUGCUUGGCAAAACAGCCAUUAGUAUGAUCCUUUUGAGGCUUAUCUUUCAGCUUUGUUAGGACAGGUGUUGUAGAGUACCUUUACUAGGGCUAUAGUGGUUUUCCUCUUAAGGUAUGGUCUUUCUAGGGUCUGUGGAAUGCUCAUAGAGUGUUUACUGAGGCUGCCACUGAGGCUGAAAUUUGAACAUUUCCAAGUCCUGGGGGACCUCUGAUAGUUGUUCAGCCCACAGCUCCCCUGUAGUCCUUUCCUUGGCUUAAUGUAGUCUUGUUUAACAUCUGUUGCUUAGUAUUCAGCCAAAGACUCAAGGAUCUCCUAUGCAGAUUCCUGGAUCUCUUAUCCAUUCAUUUGUAGCACUUUUCUCAACUUGGAAUUAUGUAUUUGUACAAACAGAUUACAUAGCCCCUUUCUAUUCUAUACCAUGUCCUAUGAAUUCCAGUUGUCCCAGUGCACUGAAUUCUGAUCUUUGUUUCAUCAGCAUCCGAUACAGAGUUCGUAAAGUACUUCUAGGCUUGCCUUGUUUGUUUUCCUUCUCUCAGGAAUCAGAUUUUGUCCAUUGUAUGACAUCUGAAAACAGUUAUUUCUCAUGUCUUGUCAAGUUUUAUGGUUAAGAGGAAAAGUUUCUCUGUGUGGCUAGAAACAGAAGUCCUUUCCCACCUCUAGUCUCCAUUACUUUACCAUAGGGCCUCUACCUUUAAGAGUACUCCCUGGCUGGGCAUGGUGGCUCACGCCUGUAAUCUCAGCACUUUGGGAGGCCAAGGAGGGCAGAUCACAAGGUCAAGAGUUCGAGACCAUCCUGGCCAAUUGGUGAAACCUCAUCUCUACUAAAAAUACAAAAAUUAGCUGGGCAUGGUGAUGUGGUAGCAGGUAUCUGUAGUCCCAGCUACUCGGGAGGCUGAGGUAGGAGAAUUGCUUGAACCCUGGAGGUGGAGGUUGCAGUGAGCCAAGAUGGCACCACUGCACUCCAGCCUGGUGACAGAGCCAGACUCCGUCUCAAAAAAAAAAAAAAAAUUUCGCCCUAUCUCCACCCAUAUGACUAUUAUGUAUACAUAAAAAUUAAAAAUUAAAUAAAAGAUAAAUCUAAGAUAAAAAGGAACCCCCCCCCCCAGUACUGUAGUGGCCUAUGUGUUGGGCUCAUUUCUGAUCAACCUUGAUUUUAAACAACUUAUUGGUUGUUCAUAUUGAUUAUAACUGAAAUCACAGGAUCACACAGAACUCUUAUUUUCUUUAAUCACAAACACAUUAAUUAUAAUAGAAUAAGCUAAUGAUCUAUUUCUAUGCCAAUUUCUUCAGUAUAAUUUGAAGUGAAAAGUGAUAACAUAUUGACAUCUUUCAUAAAGACAUAUCAAGAAUGGUCUCUCUUCCUAUAAUAUGACUAAGUGAAGAACAUUGCAAUAAAAUAUGAUUUAAAGGGCUCAUAGACUUUCAGUCAUUUUUUUGCAUAAUAUAGAAAAUAUAAUAUAAAAAUUGAAAAAUUUCAAGAAAAAUAAUUAGUUUGUUUUUCUUCUGGGUAGGAGAUAGGAGCCCACUGGUGAGAAGAUGUUCAUUAGUAAGUUUUUGCAGCAAAGAAUGUUUGCUGGUAUUAGUAAAGAGUGUUUAUCUUUGCUUGCAAAUGAUAUUGCCUAUAUCAUGAAUAAUUAUGAGAAGAACACAAAGGAAAAUUCCACAAUGUAAAUUUGCACAAUUAUUUCAGUUCCUUGUUUCAAAUGUCUACUGCCUAUUAAUUCAGAUGCCAUGAUUUUCUUUUCUUCUCAAUGAUUAUUUUGACUUGGAUAACUUUGGAAAAGCAUUUGAAGGGGGUUAAUACAUCUUUGUUUUAUGACUGGAUUGUGGAUUUACUGACUUCAGCCUUCUUUAAGGCCCUGAACUUUGAGAAUUUCAUAUCCAUGUGUAACUUCAAAUAAUCUUUUUUUAAAAAUUUUAUUUAUUUUUUUAUUGCAUUUUAGGUUUUGGGGUACAUGUGAAGAACAUGCAAGAUAGUUGCAUAGGUACACACGUGGCAGUGUGAUUUGCUGCCUUCCUCCCUUUCACCUAUAUCUGGCAAAUAAUCAUUAAAAAACAAACUGCUUUGAUUUUUUUUUAUUCUUUAGCGUGUAUAACUUUAUUAUGCUAAUUGUCAACAUAAUAAUAUUGCACCACUAUCUUGGUUGAUAAGUGGUUGAUAUUAUUCUUCUUUUACAGAGGAGAAAUCAGAGGUAUGGAAGGAUUCUGUGAUUUGCCUAGAGUUAUCCAUAGACAAUUCAGUCUAUGGAUAGACUGAAGACUGGAACUGAAGACUUGGGUCUACUAGAAAAAUCUAUUUCUACUAGAAAUUGAUUGUGGUUUGAACUCUGUUCUCAAUUUAGGGUCAGUUCCUUACUUUGGCCUCGUUUUUCUUAUUUUUAUUAAGUAAAAUGCUGGGGUAGAAUAGAUGAGCUGUCAGAUUUUUUCAGCUUUGAAAUUCUGUGGUCAUUUGACUCCCUUUGGCUUUAUCUCACAGUGCAUUGCUUUCUUUAGCUUUCAUCUGGACAUACCUGGAUUACAUCUCAUUUUUAUUUCUCUACUUCUACUUGUGCCUUAAUGGUAUAUUAUUUUCCCUGUAAGUAGUUUUACUGAAGAAGUAAAAAGGCAUUUAACCACCUAGCAUACAAUAACGCUGUGAUUUAGGAACCAUCUCACUGAUUUUCUUACUGUUAUUUUAAUAUUUUAUUAUUGUGUUAUAUAGUACUUUUAUAACAAAUUUACCUAUUGCAUAGUUUAAAGUAAUCAGCCAUCACUAUAUUUUUAAAUAAGCUGGACUUCAGGUCCUAAGAUACUCACCAUUGUUUGAUUUUACUGCUAAUCCCAUGUGUGAUCUUGGGUCUCAUACUGGCCUUUAUUUUUCGUUUUUGUUUUUUUGAGACAGGGUCUGUCUAUGUUGCCUACACUGAUCUGGAACUCCUGGGCUCAUGUGAUCCUCCCACCUCAGUCUCCUGAGUUGCUGGGGUUACUGGUGCAUGCCACCAUUCCUGGCUACCAUAUUAGCCUUAUUAUAAUACAAUGAGGAAAGAUUAUCAAUAAUUUAUCUUCCUCACAAAGGCAUGGUGAUACAACACAAAACUAAAUAAUACUAAUUCCCAUGAUGGUUUUAUACUCCAGAGCUUAAGGACAUAAGUGUUGAAGCAUUUCAAGAUAAAAUAUGUACUUCAAAGUUUUCAAAAUAAUUUAAAAAUAGAAUUUGAAAUAGUGAAGGAAAGACUAUUGGAUCUUUCAACUGGGUUAUGAAAUGCAUACCAAAGUUUGGGCUUUUUGGAGCCCAUUUCCAGACUCCUCUGUGACUGGUAAGUCUGUAAUUUGCUAUUAAAAUGUUGCAAUUUCAGUUUUCGACAGUUAAGCUAUAAAUUGCUGAGAUCUGGGAUAAAUGGCCAAUUAUAUUAGAACAAAUGUCUAUUGUUUUAUUGGAAGAGGGAGAGAGUUCACUGUACUACUUACUAACAGUGAUUAUUUAAAAUUUUUCUCCAGGAGAAAAAGUCCAUGCCACAUUUGUGGAAAUGGUUAAGUGACCACAGUAACAAAGAAUCUAGGGAUGAUUUAGUGCAGAUCAUCAUGCAGGCUUCCCAGCAUGUGCAUUUUAAACAGUAUUGUGUUGUCUCCAAGUUUGCCAGAGUGUAAUCUGUGAGCAAUUCAGGCAAAAUCAGAAUCAGAAACCUAGGAGAGUAAUAUUGGUUUAGAAUUUUCAAGCAAAAGACUUUGGUUUGGGUUUGUUACGUCUGGAACCAAAAUGUCACAUGUGGCAUACAUCAUUUAAAGUUUAUUAUUUUAACCUUAGACCUCCUUGUUUAAAAUUUAUGCUGUUCGGUGCCCGGCACGCCGCUGCCAGUGCUGCUGGCUCCGUGCUAUGGAUGCCCCAGGGGCCCCGGUCCCGACCGCCGCCCCCGACCCGGGCAGGAAGGAGCUGAAGAUCGUGAUCAUGGGCGACGGCGGCUGCGGCAAGACCUCGCUGCUCAUGGUGUACAGCCAGGGCUCCUUCCCCGAGCACUACGCCCCGUCAGUGUUCGAUAAGUACACGGCCAGCGUGACAGUUGGCAGCAAGGAGGUGACCCUGAACCUCUACGACACGGCCGGGCAAGAAGACUGUGACCGGCUGCGGCCCCUGUCCUACCAGAAUACCCACCUCGUGCUCAUCUGCUAUGACGUCAUGAACCCCACCAGCUAUGACAACGUCCUCAUCAAGUGGUUCCCUGAGGUCACGCAUUUCUGCCGUGGGACCCCAAUGGUGCUCAUCGGCUGCAAGAUGGACCUGAGGAAGGACAAGGAGCAGCUGCGGAAGCUCCGGGCUGCCCAGCUGGAGCCCAUCACCUACAUGCAGGGCCUGAGCGCCUGCGAACAGAUCCGAGCUGCUCUCUACAUGGAAUGUUCCGCCAAGUUUCGGGAGAAUGUGGAGGACGUCUUCCGGGAGGCCGCCAAGGUGGCUCUCAGUGCUCUGAAGAAAACACAGCGGCAAAAGAAGCGCCGGCUCUGCCUGUUGCUGUGACCCAGGGCAGACGGCCCUCAAGACAGCACUGACAGGGCCCGGGACCCCAGGGGCCAACUGCACUGGGAGGCCGCCCCAUCCUAACCCUCCAGCUCCUGUUGUCUGGGGCCUGUGGCUAGACUCUUGGAACAUUCAAGAACUCUCUCCUUUCCUGACUGGGGCUCUGACCACAAACUCCCCUCCAGGCUCCCCACUGGGGUGCAGUGGUGAUGUGGGUACAGGAGCCAGUGUCUAUCCUCAGGACUCAAAGUGCCCUCAUCACAGCUGCCCCCGCCACGAGGGUCUCCCCAGUGCAAACCCAAGUUAUGCUUAGAAUGAACAGUCCAUCUGGUAGUUGG
Messenger RNA from Callithrix jacchus (white-tufted-ear marmoset), 29505 nucleotides. Lineage: Eukaryota; Metazoa; Chordata; Mammalia; Primates; Cebidae. The record is from RefSeq and is a predicted model, not a curated record.